Carya illinoinensis is the source of this 964-nucleotide messenger RNA. RefSeq lists its product as uncharacterized. The transcript has 2 exons. NCBI's taxonomy places the organism in Eukaryota, Viridiplantae, Streptophyta, Magnoliopsida, Fagales, Juglandaceae. The record is from RefSeq and is a predicted model, not a curated record. Bases 57 to 608 code for a protein of 183 amino acids.
AGCUCUUGGAUCCGCUCAGGAAACAGAGUAGUAGUUUCCGCGAGAGAGAGAGAGAGAUGGCGGACUCUCCUUGUGAAUCUAAGUCUCGGGUUUCCUCCACAAUCGGAUUCCACCAUAACCCAGAAGACGAAACUUUGGAAAGCCAAACCCAAAGCACUACUGCUGGGAUUCUGAACCAAGACGAAGAGUGGGUUAAAUUGAAUGUCAGUAACAAGAAGAACAAGAAAAGCCAGGUUUUGCUUGAAGGUUACGUUGAGCCUGCGGAUGAAGACGACCUCACGAGGACCAAAAGCUUGACGGAUGAUGAUCUAGAUGAGCUCAAAGGGUGCUUGGAUCUUGGCUUUGGGUUCAGCUAUGAUGAAAUCCCUGAGCUCUGCAACACCUUGCCUGCGCUUGAGCUCUGCUAUUCCAUGAGCCAGAAGUUCAUGGACGAACAGCAGAAGUUGCCAGAGAAUGCUGAUGCGGCGGCCAGGGACUCCUUCUCUUCUGUUGCGAGCCCGAUUGCCAAUUGGAGGAUCUCCAGUCCCGGCGAUCAUCCGGAAGAUGUCAAGGCAAGGCUUAAAUUUUGGGCGCAAGCUGUGGCAUGUACUGUUAAAUUAUGCAGCUAAAGAAGGGAAAAAAAUGAAACAUUUUUUUUGCAAUUGGCUGUCAUCAACCUGGACCUUCUUGUGGAGCUUUCGCUACAGUUAUCCCUCCAGGAGAAACUUUUUUUCAGGAGCUAAUGUUCCUGCAUUUUUUUAGCCGGAAAUAUAGACCUGCUGAACCCAACUGAGAACUGGGCAGGCUUUAGUGAAGUAGAGUUAAGAGGAAGAAGAAGGUGUCUGGUUGGAAUUUAACCAAAAUCCAACUGAGUCUGACUUAAAUUCUUCUGAGGUUAAUAUUAUAUUAUUUUUUAGCAAUUUUGAAUAAACAAGGAUCUGAAUGAAUAUAUAUAUAUAUAUUUUCAGCGUGUUCGUUUUAGGCC